Punica granatum (pomegranate) is the source of this 1803-nucleotide messenger RNA. Lineage: Eukaryota; Viridiplantae; Streptophyta; Magnoliopsida; Myrtales; Lythraceae. The record is from RefSeq and is a predicted model, not a curated record.
AAUGAGUGAAUGGAUUCUGCGAGUUGUGUUCAGUAGAAGAGGGGGAGAGAUCCCUGCGAACUAACGGCAGUGCUUUGCUCUGCUCUUUUCCACUUCGGGGUCAGUUUCAGUUGAAGAAGAACCUGCUGCUGCCAUGGAGAAAGAGAUUGACGCGGUCAUGGAAGCAGCCUCCGGCGUUCACUUCUCCGGCUUACGCCUCGACGGCCUCCUCUCCUCUCCUUCCGCCUCCCCCCGCGCCACCACCGCUGCAGCAGCUGCUGCCGCCUCCUCCUCCCCCCAAUUCGACUCCAGCUCUUCAAUCCAGCAGCCCUUCGUCAUCGGAGUUUCCGGAGGUACUGCUUCGGGCAAGACCACGGUGUGCGACAUGAUUAUACAGCAGCUUCACGACCACCGUGUUGUGCUCGUCAAUCAGGAUUCAUUUUACCGUGGUCUGACCCCUGAAGAAUCAGAACGUGUACAGGAGUAUAACUUUGAUCAUCCCGAUGCAUUUGACACUGAACAGCUUCUGGAUUGCAUUGAGAAACUCAAAGCUGGUCAAUCUUAUCAGGUUCCUGUGUAUAAUUUCAAGACUCAUCGUCGCCGUUCAGAUACCUUUCGCCAGGUUAACGCAUCCGAUGUCAUUAUCCUGGAGGGAAUUUUGGUUUUCCAUGACCCACGAGUGCGAAACCUUAUGAACAUGAAAAUAUUUGUUGAUACAGAUGCUGAUGUGAGGCUUGCCCGCAGAAUACGACGUGACACUGUUGAGCGGGGUAGGGACAUAGACUCUGUUCUUGAAAUGUAUGCAAAGUUUGUGAAGCCUGCAUUUGAUGAUUUUGUCCUACCAUCAAAGAAAUAUGCUGAUGUUAUCAUACCUCGUGGAGGUGAGAAUCACAUCGCCGUUGACCUGAUUGUGCAACAUAUUAGAACAAAGCUUGGUCAGCAUGACUUGUGCAAGAUAUAUUCCAACGUGUACGUCAUACAAUCAACAUUCCAGAUAAGAGGCAUGCAUACUCUGAUUCGAGACAAGGACAUAUCAAAGCAUGAUUUUGUCUUCUAUUCUGAUCGACUGAUUCGAUUGGUUGUUGAGCAUGGGCUGGGUCAUCUUCCUUUCACAGAGAAACAAGUAGUCACUCCAACAGGUUCAAUGUAUACUGGAGUUGAUUUUUGCAAGAAAUUGUGUGGAGUUUCCAUUGUCCGAAGUGGGGAGAGCAUGGAAAAUGCAUUACGAGCCUGCUGCAAAGGAAUAAAAAUCGGGAAAAUUCUUAUCCACAGGGAUGGAGACAAUGGGAAACAGCUAAUAUAUGAAAAGCUUCCCAAGGAUAUCUGUGAACGACAUGUCCUCCUUCUAGAUCCUGUUCUCGCAACAGGUAACUCCGCGAACCAAGCAAUUGAGCUGCUGAUAGAGAAAGGAGUUCCUGAAUCACACAUAAUCUUCCUAAACCUCAUCUCGGCCCCAGAAGGAAUCCACUGUGUUUGCAAGCGGUUCCCCUCCUUGAAGAUUGUCACGUCAGAGAUCGAUGUGGCGCUAAAUGAGGAGUUCCGUGUUAUUCCAGGCAUGGGCGAGUUUGGAGAUCGUUACUUCGGUACUGAUGAUUGAUUGUAUAUUAGUGCUUGGGCAGUGCACACACCUAUGCUCGAGUCUCAUACCUCUGGUAAUUGACAGGUGAAAGCCCGCAACAUAUUGGUGAACAUAUUGAAAUUGAACGACAGGGUACAGACCUGUGAGUUUGUAAAGAAAAGUCUCAAUUUGGAUCUGCCUAAGGGCAAACUACUUUUAUAUUCAUAAUGACGCUACGCCUCUCAACGGUUACUUAUUUACGUACA